Gigantopelta aegis is the source of this 1429-nucleotide messenger RNA. RefSeq lists its product as uncharacterized. The coding region runs from base 571 to 1233 and encodes 220 amino acids. Lineage: Eukaryota; Metazoa; Mollusca; Gastropoda; Neomphalida; Peltospiridae. The record is from RefSeq and is a predicted model, not a curated record. Gene Ontology annotation, molecular function: chitin binding. The transcript has 6 exons. Gene Ontology annotation, cellular component: extracellular region.
UUUACGAACAAUUCCGACAAUUACCGAAUACUAAUUGCCUACAGGUUGGGAAUAUAUCGACUGAGCACCGCUAGCCAUUCCACAUUAACAUGCGCGAGAUGUCAUUGAUUCUUCGCGAGGUUUAACCAGAGAAGCAGAAGUGGGGCAUAAUUUGACCAUGCCGUCAAGAUGGCCACUUAAUCACGUGGCCAGACGGGUGCGAUACGAGUUAACUAGCCUCAAAAGGAUGAGAAAAAUAACCGAACAGACACGCAGCAAUUAUGUACCACCCUUUGAAGAAAUCUAAUUGUUACCGGUGUGUAUGAACACUCGCAGUCCCGGUCUUUAUUGGCGGGGGUAAAUAUUUGACUUGUCACCGGUAUGUUGGAGUGCCCUCUCAAAUGGCUUCGACAGACUGGGAGGGAAUGUUUUGAAGUUUCCUAAUUCUUUUUUUUCCUUUUUUUUUUUUUUGAUCUUCUGCUUUUUUGUACUGAGAACUGCGGUGUAUUUCUAAAUGUCGUGACUUUUCAUUUGAGAACUGGGAACAAGCUACAGUGAGCUCUCCAGUGAAACCGGCAGUCGUUGUUGACCAUGAUGGUGACGGUGAAAUGUGACGUCGUCGUGGUGUUGACAUUAGUACACCUAUCUGGACACACCUUUGCCGUUGAUUCGAGAUGUACGUCGGACAACGGUCUUAUUCCUGACCAAUCACGAUGCGACACGUUUCUGAUCUGCGUCCUCGGGGAAGUCCGGAGAUCGAUCACGUGUUCCGACGGACUCCUGUUUGACGUCAACGCGAGGAAAUGUAACUUCAAAGACAACGUCGACUGCGGCGGCAGAGCCAGAGACAUGCCAAAGACAAAACCCUGCGUUCCACGUCAGAUCACAGUCACUAUCGUCGCCGAGAACGACCAGGUGGAGCCUCGUUUCUCUAUUUCCACUUCCGUUACUGCGCCGAGUCAGAGUCUGCGCAACUUCCUGUUAAUGGCGGCUGGACAAAAUGAUGCAUUUAGAUUUAAAUCGCGGGACAUUGGUAAUUUCGGAGAGUUUGUGACGUCAAUCAAUGGCCUGGACUCCAACCCUGCAGCCCUGACGGCGUGGGUCCCCUUUCUGUUUUCUGGUGGACAGCUCAUGGAAGGAAUUAAAGCAACUGUUCCGUCCAUUGACUCAGUGUACCUGUUCAAGUUCUACUCAUUCCAGGACGGAUGCACGGACGAACAAUGCCAGGCCAUCAGCAGACAGUUUUUGUCGUAGACUACGAAACCCAUACAUACAGACGUGUAGAUCACAUUAAAUAAAAUUGACAAUAAACGAAUAAGUACAAGAGUAGUUUACUUCGUAUUUUUGGAUGAAUGUGAUAUGAUAGAAGAUGAUGGUAUCAGUCAAAUUGUUCACGAGCGCCAAACCUCCGGAACACAGCCGGUUCAUAGGCAUUUUCACACACACACAC